Molecule: messenger RNA, 1358 nt
Organism: Lucilia sericata (common green bottle fly)
Lineage: Eukaryota; Metazoa; Arthropoda; Insecta; Diptera; Calliphoridae
Product: oxysterol-binding protein-related protein 9-like
Exons: 8
Coding region: 27-1358 (443 amino acids)
Cellular component (GO): membrane; intracellular membrane-bounded organelle; cytosol
Molecular function (GO): sterol binding
Source: RefSeq, a predicted model, not a curated record
AUAUAGUGACAACGGCACCCUUAACAAUGAUUGUUCCGGAAACAUCAUAUUCAAGCAGCGAAGGCGAAGAAGAUUUCUAUGAUGCUAACGAUGAUCCAUUUACAAGUAUUGGUAGUUCACCGAUGACAUGUGCAACUCGUGGAUUUUCCGUUGAAACGUCUCCAACAAAUGAAAAACCACCUGAACAACAAAAUAAUAAAACGGAACCCACACCGCCACCCUCUGUGCCUGAAAUUGACGAAUAUCAAACAGCCUCCAGUACGGUUAGUGACAUUGCCGGUGCUGAUGUUGUUGGCACAAGUUCACAACAGGGUGUGGGUGGUGGUGGUGGCGUUGGUGUUGUUGCUAACAGAAAUUCACUUUCAAAUCAAGAAUCCAUCGAUUAUGAUGCCUUAUACGAAGAGGAAGAAGAUACAAGUAUUAGCAUGGAAGCCCAUGGAUCAAUGAUAUCACAUUUAUUGUCACAAGUUAAAAUUGGUAUGGACUUGACAAAAGUUGUACUGCCAACAUUUAUAUUAGAAAGACGUUCCCUAUUGGAAAUGUAUGCUGACUAUUUUGCCCAUCCAGAUUUAUUUUUAAAGAUUGCCGAUUUAGAUAGUCCACGUGAACGUAUUGUACAGGUUUGUCGUUGGUAUUUAAGUGCUUAUCAUGCUGGACGUAAAAGUGCUGUUGCCAAAAAACCCUACAAUCCUAUAUUAGGUGAAGUUUUUCAAUGUCAUUGGGAUAUUCCUGGUGAAAAUCCCGAUGAAAAUAAUGUUCAAGAUGGUCCUAUACCCUGGUGCCGAAGAGAUCAGUUAACAUUUUUAGCCGAACAAGUUUCACAUCAUCCACCCAUUUCUGCGUUUUAUGCCGAACAUUUUAAUAAGAAAAUCACUUUCUCUGCUCAUGUCUGGACUAAAUCAAAAUUUUUGGGUUUAUCAGUGGGUGUACAUAAUAUUGGCGAAGGUGUUGUUACCCUAGUAGAUCGUGGUGAAGAAUAUAUUGUUACCUUUCCCAAUGGUUAUGGGCGUUCUAUUUUAACUAUACCCUGGAUUGAAUUGGGUGGUUCGGUGGAAAUCAAAUGUCCUCAAACUGGCUAUUAUGCUCAAGUGGAAUUUUUGACUAAACCAUUUUAUGGCGGUAAACGUAAUAAAGUUACUUGUGAGAUUUAUUCUCCCAAUGAAAAGAAACCAUUUGUUUCAAUUGCUGGCGAAUGGAGUGGUUUGAUGGAAGCUAAAUGGCAUGAUACACAUAAAACUGAAGUAUUUGUCGAUGUAAAUCGUAUACCAAUAUUUAAGAAACAAGUUCGACCAAUCGUUGAACAGGAAGAAUACGAAUCAAGACGUGUUUGGAAGGAAGUAACCGCUGGACUCAAGUAA